Molecule: messenger RNA, 3276 nt
Organism: Rhagoletis zephyria (snowberry fruit fly)
Lineage: Eukaryota; Metazoa; Arthropoda; Insecta; Diptera; Tephritidae
Source: RefSeq, a predicted model, not a curated record
AUGUCAGCAUCCAUUUCCAAGCACAGUGUCGUCAACAACCUUGAUGAUAUAAAGGCAAUAUUAGUGCCAGAAGAUAAAACCAAACAAGAGGCCCUGCGUGAUGAUGAUUGGGAUAAUCGUUGGAACUGGGACACCUCCGACGUGCUUAGUGACCCUGAUGAUGAUCCGGCAAAGAGGAACUUGUGGCUGGCUGAGUGCAAGAUUUCCUUGAGUCCACUAACCGAUAUGCUGGUUAUUGCUCGCCAAAAAGUGCUGACAAUAUUCAACUUUAAGCGAAGUACCAAAGAAACCUCUUCCACUAUUCACGAUGAGACAGUUCAUGAGUUCAAUUUGGUGUACAGCGCAUCGUUGCCAGGCCUUGAACCUAACGAGACUUUGACUUCCGUUGCACUGUUGCCUUUUGUUGCGCAGCAAAAGAAUGUGCUUAUCAACUUUCGUGACUGGACGGCCAUUUUAGUCGGCUUCUCAACUGGCUUCUUUCGCAUCUACGCAGAAAACGGCAAAGUACUUCUUUCGCAUAUAUUCCACGAUGAACCCAUUCUCGACAUCAAGUGUCGCACUCAUUCAGCAAACAAUCUACUAUCUGAACAGCUGGAUGAGAUUCUCAUCAUUUACCCGUCUGCUGUGAUCCAAAUUGAUGGCUUCACCUUAUAUCAAACCCUUCGGAUGUGUCGCCAAAACUUGGCCAAAUCACAACAUGUUGAUUCAUCGGGCCAAGGGUACUUUUCAUCAUUUGCCAGCGGUGCAGAUCAGAGCAACAGUCAAGCUCCUUUUAUCUUCAAGAAGUGGGCCUUCAGUUCGGGCACCUCUGAUCAGCAAACUCACGAUUGUGUGAAUGUUUGUUCCUAUGUGAAGAACGACUUUGAUGCACUGGUGUCUCGAUCCAUCGCCAGCUCCCCUAACUCCAAACUGACCAAUGACACUGCCAAUUUAUUUCUCAGCACUGGCAUUCACCCAUUUGUCGGGUUCUACCGAGCUCAAGAGGGCACAACUCACACUAUCAUUGAAGAGCUUUCUCACGUGCUGUUUAAACAAGUGAAAAAUGUGCUAUCCAUCUUUAGCUCACAAUCAAAACCUAAAGAGGCUGAUCCUCGCGAGAACAUAAAGCCUGCCACCAGCGUUGACUGCAGUUUGGGCCUUUUUGACGAGCGACUCGGUUUUAAAAUUUGCCUUUCACCAAACCGUCGUCUCGCUGCAGUUGUCGACGAUUAUGGUCGGGUCAUUCUGUUUGACGUUGCUAAUGCCAUUGCAGUUCGCAUCUGGAAGGGCUACCGCAAAGCCGAGGUGGGCUGGAUUGUCGUGGAAGAGGGCAACAGCUCUAAUCCAAAAGAAUAUUCCAAACAAGCUCUCUUUCUGGCAAUCUAUGCACCCAAACGUGGUAUUCUCGAGAUUUGGUGCUCUCAAAACGGCCCACGAGUGACGGCCUUCAAGGUGGGAAAGAACUGCAAGCUACUCUACAUGGACCAUGUCAUGUUUGGACUGAAUCAUCUCAUUUUGCAAAACAUCAAACACACAAUGGAGCCUGGUGAGUUUACCAAGGCAUUCCUUUACUCCAAGUGCUGCUUGUUCAACUACGAAACUGGCGAGCUGCUCAACAUUAAUGUGCCCUUUCUCUGUGCACUCACUGACAGAAAUAGCAAAAAGACGCGCGAUAUUCACAUUUUAAAAGACCUCAAAGUGCUUCUCAAGAAGCAGGACAUUACGUUGCCGGAAGAGAAGCGUCAAAAGUACUAUCAACAGGUGGUCACUCUUGUGUUGAUGCUGAAGACGGCCGAAAUUAGGCGUGAAUGUCUGGAAGAGCUGAUUCGCUUUGCAAAUGACGAACAGCUCAUAUUUCUGGCAGCACAGCGAAUGCACCAAGACCUGCUGCAGUUUAUUGACAAGAAUGAGCUUGACUUUGAGAACAAACUGGUGGCGCAGAUGUGCUCUCGAGUCAUGCAGAUUUGCCAGUGCUACAUCAAAAUUAAAAAGGAGCUUCCAGCAACCUUACAGCGAGUGGAAAAGCUGGCCGUAGAAAGUUUAGAUCCCCCUGACAUCCAGGAGCUGAUUGAAAACUUGGGCGGCUGGUCGGGAAAUGACGUGGCUCGGAUUCUCUCGCUCCUCGCCUUUCGUCAAUCGGUGCUCAAGUUUUCUAGUAAAGCUGCUAAAACUGACUUAGAUUUCACCAUCUCUGACAUGUUGUCGCACUUUACCCUGUACUACACUCACCUGGUCAAGAAGAACAACGCCGAAAUUUACGAGAAGCUUCCCAUUGAAAUCAUUCUGAUGGACGGAAGCGGAAGUGUAGAGAAGCCUAACGGCGACACCAGAUACGUUUCACUUGAUCGACUGUCGCAGUACCUCUUUAAUGGCAUUUUCGCCGGCAACAGCUCUCAGCUGGGCUAUCUGUUAGGUGAGGCCUGUAUCUACCCAUCCAACUUGUUGCUGCUUCUCUUCACCUCGUGGUUGCAUUCCUCUUACUCCAUUCACUGGCGAUGCUGGGAGAACCUGUCGCAAGCACUUUUCAAAAUUGUCGACAUUAUGAACAAUAUCCGGCAGAGUGAGGAGAACUCAGAGGAGAACUUGCUUUUUGAUCCAACGGGCAUGGACGACCGUUUGCUUGCUCCUAGCUGGACGGACAUUAUUGAAUUGAUCUACAAGUCGACGAACAUCACCUCGGCGCUGAUAGCCGUCAACAUGAUCAAGUCGCUGAUUAACAAGUUUAAGCUCAAUGCACGUGACAUCUCCGAGCUGAACUCGGUCACUCAGGUUGACGGCGAGGAGGAGCCGCCCAUUACCACUAGCCCUAGCGCAGCUGACAUUCAGUCAAUGCACAGCAUCAUUUCCUCCGAUAACGAAUGGGAGACGCUGCACAUGGACAAGGAGAACCUCAGCCUGCUGACGAAGCAGCUGGAAGAUCUCUUUCUACUGGACAUGCUGCUCAAGUCGAACUUGUGUUCUCUCGAGGAGGAGGAGCAACCGGAGCAACCAAAAGUGGGCGCCAAUGGCUCGCCUGUUCGCUUCAACUCCAUAUCGCUCUCCUUCAUUCUCUCCAGUGGCCCGGGAAUUGUGUCGGAAAUUGUCGCUCGAUGGGCAAUUCGCCACAAAGUGCCUCCAGAGCUGUUGAUCUGCUCGCCCAGUGCCGACGCCAGCACUCUCGACGGUCAGGAUGACUCGGAGGUUACAGUCGCCGAUGAGUCGGCGACACUCAAGAGAACCGUUGAAAGAAGCACUACAGCGGUGACUGAUAUGGCAGAUCUGUCAGCUCGCUCAACGCUGAUGGAAAUACUGGACCAC